Messenger RNA from Sclerotinia trifoliorum, 2442 nucleotides. The record is from the annotation of a GenBank genome assembly. Lineage: Eukaryota; Fungi; Ascomycota; Leotiomycetes; Helotiales; Sclerotiniaceae.
CUUACAGCUACAGUAGUCGAUGAUUAAUGAUUAAUGGAAUUUCCUUAUUUAUUCCAUCUCCUCCCCUCUUCCCCAAUCUUUCCCUUUUACUCCCUCUCUCCUCAUCGCCAAAUCUCUUCAUUCCCCCUUCAUUGCCUCAGCAAUAAGGGCUUUUGUCGUCAAAUUCCUCAGCUUCUCGAUUUUCGAGGUACCUCUCGUCAUUUAUCCAAAUGGCGAAUCCUAUUCAUACCCAUCAACACCACAACCCUACCAACAUGGGCAUAAUUGGUCUCCCUCAUGGUCCGGAAACGGGUGAUGAUCAUGUCUCGAUAUAUGAUAUGGGAACUGAUGAGGCUGUUUUUAACGAAAUUCUGUACCCUGAUGACAUUUUCACAGCAGAGCACGUGUACUGGGCGGAUCUCAAAUUCAAAGACAAAAUCUCCUUCAUUACCAGAACUGAAGGAGCCGAUGCGAAGGAAGAGUUAAGAACAAUUUGGUCGAUGAUGAAGAAAGAUCCCCUUAGUCCAGUCAGUUGGUACUUUAGCAAUGCUGUCCUCCCUGGUGCAGGCUUGGGUCUUGAAGGGUAAGACGAUUUUUAUGAUUUGUAUUUUUGCACGCUAAUGAUGUUUCCAGAUAUGUUCUUUUCUCUAUCGGAAACUUGUCCCCCCUUUUCUCGGCUGUCUGGCCACACUGUUGGAAGACUUUUAAAGUUUGUAAUGAGCAGUGGACCUAUGCCGUCACGUAUCUGGAAAUUAUUGGUAUCAUUGUUGGUCAAAUCCUCGUCGGAUACUUGGGUGAUAAGAUCGGUCGUCGUUGGGGUUUGAUUCAAGAUGCCGUCAUUAUGUUCCUUGGUCUCAUCAUGCUCAUCGCUUCCUGGGGCACAACUCUCAACGGCUGGGUUAUUUGCUACGCCUGGUCAUUGUUCUUCUACGGUAUCGGUGUAGGUGGCGAAUAUCCGAUGACAGCCACUGCUGCUAUGGAAAGUGCCACGGCACCAAAUCGUCGAACAACUAAAAUGGACCGUCUGCAUCGUGGGCGAAAAGUCACCAUGGCCUUCUUGAUGCAAGGUUGGGGUCAAUUCUUCAACCAAGCCAUUCUCAUCCUUUUACUUCUCAUUUUCCAUCACGGAAGUGGAAACCCACCUUAUUCCACAGUUUCAGCACAAUGGAUUUUCCGAGUCUCAUUCGCCAUUCCUGCCGUCGGCACUCUGUGGCUUGUCUAUUACCGAAUGUAUAAGAUGCCUCUCAUCUCCAAAACACUGGACCUCGCCAAAAAGAAGACGAAUGUUACUGGAUACGACAAAGAAUCUCUUAGCUUGACGGUUAAACAUUUCUCAGGACGCUUGGUUGCUACAGCCGGAGCCUGGUUUUGCAACGAUGUCUUCUUUUACGGCAACAAACUGUUCCAAUCUCAAUUCAUCAAAGUCAUCUCGCCAGGUUCAACAUCAAUCAUGGAAGGGUGGUUGUGGAACUUGUGUAACGUCGGGGUAUCUCUUGCCGGCUAUUAUUGCGCGUCGUUUCUCAUCGACAACAAACUCUAUGGACGAAAGUGGAUGCAGCAAGUUGGAUUCGCUUUAGAUUUCAUUCUCUUUGUUGUCCCAGCUUUCCACUACGCCAAAUAUACUAGCAUCGCUGGUAUCAAGUCCUUUCAGGCCAUGUACUUCUUGUCGUCGUUCUUCAACCAAUUCGGUCCAAACAGUGUUACCUUCCUCGUCGCUGCGGAAGUUUUCCCAACACCUAUCCGCGCCUCUGCACAUGGAUUCUCAGCAGCUGUUGGCAAAUUAGGUGCUUUGUUUGCAUCAGUUCUUUACAACUUUAUUACAACUCAGCAAAAGUUCUACAUCGUUCCAUGGUUCGGCCUCGCCGGCAUGCUCUUAACAUUUGUCUUCCUUCCAGACACCACUGGUCUCGAUCUCAAAGAGCAAGAAAGAAGAUGGAAAUAUAUCAGAGCUGGUAGGGAGUCCGAGUAUCAUGGUAUUGCUAUCCACCCAGCACACUUGUCGAUGUGGGAGAGAUGGAUGAAGGCUGGUAAAAGCUAUGACCCCAAGUUGGAUGCCGGAGACAAGAUUCUCGAAAUGCGCCAAGAAUGGGAACUCAAGCAAACUGAGAAAGGCAAGAAUGAGGAAGAUAUUGCAACCUACGAUGAUGAUUGGAGCCAAGAAAUUCACCAAUACUUCCGUUCCGACAACAGUCCUAGACGAACUCGCGCGCCGACUCGCGUAGAGAAUACAUCUGAAACUACGAGCGAUGAAAUUACGAGGGAGAAGUAGAUGGACAUCGAUUGAUGUUUCAGUCCUUCUAUGGCGUUUAGGUUUCGUUAUGUGGUUUGGGAGAUUCCCCCAGCGUAAUGUACGGUAUUUGGAAAAGUUGGCUAUAUAUAUUUGCUCACACCAUCACUCUGGCUUGCAUGCCGUGGAUGGAAUGAGAUACUUAGACUUUAAUAAUAAAGAUGUGAUUUCACGGU